AUGGAGAAACAGACGCUCUCCUACAUCUUGGAUCGCUUUAGCUUAACGGAGAAGGCUAGCAGUUUUCUGGAAUCAAAGCUUCAUCCCAAAGCUGGUUCCUUCUUCCGGACGGUGGACCGAAUCCGAUACGACCGGGAACUGCUGGAGAAAGCUCAAGGCUUCGCGGAAGCUGGAAACAUCUCGCAAGAGCAGGCCAUGGAGCUGUGGUCUGAUGCCGUCGAUGGGGAUCAGAUCAUUGACUGCGGGGUGCGAACCCUACAGUAUGUCAUUGAGAACUUCUCGAUCAGUGAAGGCGCUCAGACGUAUCUGGAAGGAGAGCUCAAAGCCGCUGCUGCUGAUGAGGUGGCAGAUGCUUUUGACGUGAUCUCCCCAGGCUAUGGGAGCCCACCACCCUCCACUCCCAAGGCUUCGCGGGCCUCAGCGGUGUCCACCGCGCCCUCCGAGCCGGCCACCCCGCGCGCCACGGCGUCGCGGGCGUCGUCGCCGAAGGCAUCCACACCGGCGGCCUCACCAAAGGCAGCACCCAAAGCGGCUACGCCCAAAGCUACUCCCAAAGCUACUCCCAAGGCUGCUACACCCAAGGCUUCUCCAAAGGCGGCCACACCCAAGGCAGCUACGCCCAAAGCGGCCACACCCAAAGCAGCCACACCUAAGGCCACCCCCAAGGCUGCCACACCAAAGGGGACCCCAAAGGCCAGUGUCACUCCAAAAGCCACCCCAAAAGCCACACCCAAGUCAGCCCCACAGGAGCCCGAUGAUCCACCAGAACCAUCGCCGAAAGUGGCCAAGACGGCCACGCCCAAAUCCACCCCGAAAGCAUCUCCCAAGGCCAAGGCGAAGGCGGCGCCCGCCGCGCCCGCCGCGGAUGCAGCGGAAGCAGAAGCGCCCACACCGGCGUCCAAAGCAAGCCCGAAAGCUUCGAGCCCGGCGCCCACCCCGCCGCGGACACGAAUCAGUAGCAAGUCACCACAGCCACCUGAGAUCCCGCUGUCUCCAGAGCUGCCGAGCUUUUCGAGUGCGGCAAAGCGACAAGGGUCUCCCAGUCCUCCAAGAAGCAAAGAAAAACCAGCUGAGGCAGAGGCCCCAGCAAAGGAAGCCUCAGUUGAAGAGGAGCCGCCUGAUGUGUGGCAACAAGAGAAGAAUGCUAUGGAGGCCUUAGAGAAGGCCAAGCUGGCUGACCAGCGGCAAGCGGCGCUGGAGCAGGAGAUCGAAAAGCUGGCGCGUGGCUUUGAGAGAGCCCAAGCGGCGGCCGACAAGGCACGGGUGGCAGCGCGGUCUGCCGCGGAGGCCGCGGAGCGCGCCGGGAAGGAGAAGCACCUCUUGGAGCAGACGCUGCAGGGCAAGAGACAAGAGGCAGAGGAAGCGGCAAAAGAGGCUCAACGGAAGACGGAGCUGGAGAAGGCUUUGGUUGAGGCCAAGAAAAGGCGAGAGCAAGCAGAGGCUGCGCCUGCGGCAGCGCCCAAAGCGCCUGCGGUACCCGAGGCGAAGGGCGCCCCAAAGAAGCGGGGGAGACCGCCAAAGAGCUUGCAGCGGUGA
Molecule: messenger RNA, 1536 nt
Organism: Durusdinium trenchii
Lineage: Eukaryota; Dinophyceae; Suessiales; Symbiodiniaceae
Source: the annotation of a GenBank genome assembly